This is a messenger RNA of Rhinolophus ferrumequinum (greater horseshoe bat), 429 nucleotides long. RefSeq names its product phospholipase A2 group IIE (gene PLA2G2E). Gene Ontology annotation, biological process: lipid catabolic process; negative regulation of T cell proliferation; phospholipid metabolic process. The coding region runs from base 1 to 429 and encodes 142 amino acids. Lineage: Eukaryota; Metazoa; Chordata; Mammalia; Chiroptera; Rhinolophidae. Gene Ontology annotation, molecular function: phospholipid binding; calcium ion binding. The transcript is spliced from 4 exons. The record is from RefSeq and is a predicted model, not a curated record.
AUGAAGCCUCCCCCGCUUCUGACCUUCUUUUCCCUCCUGGUGGCCCUGGCUGGUGGGAACCUGGUCCAGUUUGGGGUGAUGAUUGAGAGGGUGACAGGGAAGCCGGCACUGCAGUACAACGACUACGGCUGCUACUGUGGCAUCGGCGGCGCCCACUGGCCAGUGGACCCGACUGACUGGUGCUGCCAUGCCCAUGACUGCUGCUAUGGGCGUCUGGAGAAGCUGGGCUGUGAACCCAAACUGGAGAGGUAUCUUUUCUCUGCCAGCCGGAGCAGCGUCUUCUGUGCCGGCAAAACUGCCUGCCAGCGACAGACCUGCGAGUGUGACAAGACAGCUGCACUCUGCUUUCGCCAAAACCUGUCCACCUACAACCGCAAAUAUGCCCAUUAUCCCAACAAGCUAUGCACAGGACCCACCCCGCCCUGCUAA